Messenger RNA from Populus trichocarpa (black cottonwood), 973 nucleotides. RefSeq lists its product as uncharacterized. The transcript has 2 exons. The record is from RefSeq and is a predicted model, not a curated record. NCBI's taxonomy places the organism in Eukaryota, Viridiplantae, Streptophyta, Magnoliopsida, Malpighiales, Salicaceae. The coding region runs from base 312 to 707 and encodes 131 amino acids.
AACUCAGAACGGGACACAAUUGUCAUUUUCCCAUCUUAAAUUUUAAGGUUCACAACUCUCUCUCUCUCCCCUCUCUCCCUCUCACUCCUAACUGAAAACGACUGCAAGCAACCUGUGGUCUACCUGUAUAGAUAUUUCCUUUCUCGCCCUCUUCUUCUGUAAUUUAUCAUUUAGUUUCUUUCUGUGGGAUUCACACACCGACUCAAAAACCACAGCUCUUGCCUCUCUUUUGUUUAUUGUAGUUGUCUCUCUCUUUGUUUUCCUUUCUUGGGUUCUCUUUUAUAUUUCCAGUCUUAUCAAAGCUUGAUCAAAUGGUGGAUCUUCAAACUGUAUGUUGCAUGUGCGGCGAUGUUGGUUUUCCUGACAAACUCUUCCGUUGCAACAAAUGCCGCAACCGCUUUCAACACUCGUAUUGUAGCAACUACUACAGCGAAUUUUCGGAGCCAAUUGAACUGUGUGAUUGGUGUCAAAGUGAAGAGAGAAAUGCAAGACAUGGAAACUCUUCGAAGAAAUCAGGAGCUGGACAUGAUGGUGGAAUAGUAGUCACAAAACGAUCAGAGUAUACAGGUGAUCACAAAAUCAAACAACAUGAUCGUGAAGAGAAUAGCACAACCAGUAGUGAUCAAAAGGGAAAGAACCCAAGUGGGAUUCCUUCUCCAAGGCCUUCUACACGCAGGUAUAAGCUUCUCAAGGAUGUCAUGUGUUAGAAGAAAAGAGUGUCGAAAGUACAGUUCCACUUUAGUUUUGUGUUGAUAGAUUGGAAGAAAGCUAAUCAAUUGUAAGUUGGUUAUCUUUUAAGUGUUCUUUUUAAAUUUGUGCCAUGUUUUCAGUAAGUUGUUAAUAAAAUAAUGUAAAACUUUCUGGAAUGAUCGGUGGCACAAAUUCUUAAGCUCUUCUUCUUCUUCUUCUUCUUCUUCUUUAAUCUGUACAAUUCCUUUGGUGCUCGUGAUCUGUAUUUGUUUAAUUUGCGACA